This is a messenger RNA of Dermacentor albipictus, 3739 nucleotides long. RefSeq names its product neprilysin-1-like. Gene Ontology annotation, molecular function: metalloendopeptidase activity. Gene Ontology annotation, cellular component: plasma membrane. NCBI's taxonomy places the organism in Eukaryota, Metazoa, Arthropoda, Arachnida, Ixodida, Ixodidae. The record is from RefSeq and is a predicted model, not a curated record. Gene Ontology annotation, biological process: protein processing.
GGUAACACGCAGCCAGCUGCCGACGAUCUGUGACAGACAGCGACAAGUGACCAGUGCCCGAAGCAAGCAAGAAAGGCACACAUUCAGUUAUGAAGAAGCAAGCUCCUGAGGCAGAGUCCGGCAGCGGAACAGGGGAUAAAUCAGGUACGCCAAGAUCAACGGGCACUUCAGCUGAACACUCAGAGAAGACUCAGUCUAAAGAUAAAUCCCAUGAAGUCUCCGGUACCGGGUCCGCGAUCGCUACUGAGAGACCGCCUGCGGCUCCUGGCGCGACUGUCGCCGCAGACUCAAAAGAGGACGAGCAGGCAAACGGCGCACGAGUCUGGGUGCCCCCGCCGUUGGACCUACCUUCGCCCCCUCCGUUGGAUGUGGGAGAACCUCUACAGGCAGCGCCGGAGCUACCACCGCGGUUCGAUUUGGACAUGCCACUUCCGUCUGCCCCGGAAACGCGCAGAACAUCUCAGGAUAAGCCCGUAGUUGACGAACCAGUGGUACCGAAACCCAGAAGAGGCGUAUUUAAGUUUCCUUUUUUCAAGACCGGGGGACCUUCUCCAGCACCUCAGCAGGAGGAAAGCACGACCACCACGGCCGAUCCAGCGUUGAGUUCUCAGAUGCCAGUGUCCGUGUUCCCAGAUUCUGCUUCGAGAACGCCCUCGUUAUUUUCCAGGAUUACAGGACUUUUGAAGAAGCAGCCACCAGCAAUGAAAAACACUCUCGCAACCAUACCGGAGGAUCACACGCCUGGAGAACCAGAACAGUCAACGCUCAUCAAGCAUUCAGUCACAGGCCAACCGUUCCGUGAGCAGCCACCAGUGCAAGUUUACCAGGCAAUGGCUGACACAAAGGUGCCAGUUGGCUGGAAGUCUCCUUCUGCGAGAUCUGGCUCCAGACAAGCAAGUCCUUUUCGACAGUCCAAGGAAGCCAGUACUCAAGAAAAGUCCGACGUAAGCUCCGGAGAAAGCGGCAAAGCUUCUGCUUCACCUGGUUUCAAAGAAGUACCCGAUGCCGCCAAGGCGCCAGCCCCACCUAUAUUCAAAAAGACAGCAGAUGAAUCCAAGUCCAGCAGCUCCGGAGCUAGUGGAAAAGCUUCUUCUUCACCUGGUUUCAAGGAAGGAUCCGAUGACUCAAAGGCGCCAGCCCAACCUGGAUUCAAGAAAUCACCGGAUGAAUCCAAGUCCAGUGGCAGCGCUGGCUAUGCUGGUGGUGGAAGUGGCUCGGGAGUGCAGGAAGCCUGGGUAGCCAAACCAGGAGAGGGACAACUUAUCGCACAUCCGCUCGCUACUGAUGUACCAGAGCCACUGCUGCCUCCUCCUGGAGAAACUGCAGCACAAGCCGCGCCAGAAACACAGUUUGGCGGUGCGGGUGACUACGGCAGGGGUCAGCAUUACUCCUGGUACCCGGGCGAUUCCCGCGUGGAACAUUUGCAGUGGCAGGUGCGCUGUGUCCAACUCAUCCUGACCGGCCUUGUCAUAUUCGUGUUCGUGACCAUCGUGCUAUGUGCACUCAACGUAUUUGGUUGCAGAAAUCCACCAUCGUUCCCGAACAUAUACAUGAUCAACGAGACAACAAGCUGCAUCUCAGACGGCUGCAAAGACUUUGUGUCUCGAUUCUCGGAUACGGCUUUACCUAUGGUGGACCCGUGCGAAGAUUUCUACGAGCAUGUCUGCGGUGGAUGGCUCCUCAGGACUCAGGUUCCCCUCGAUGCUUUCGAUGUCAGCAUUUUCUCCGAGACUCGAGCGGCGCUAAACGACGAUGCCAUGGACAAGCUGAACCACACGCUUGUGUCUUACCGGCGGCAGAACGCUCUACAAAAGGCUGCAGCUUUUUAUCUUGGCUGCCUCAAUAUAGAAAUGCGCAACACGAAGGGAGUCAAGCCCCUCAUCGACCUUCUUCAGAAGCACAACAUUCCUCGCUGGCCAAUGGUGCAAGGCCGUGUCGCGGACGACGUAAUCACCACCCUCGGCCACUUCAUACGAGAGGUGGGACUCAACGCAAUUGUGUCCGUGCGUGUGGGCGUCGACCAGACGGAGAACCAGAAGCACAUCAUCUAUAUUGGAGAACCCGAGUUCGGCGUCGAGCGCAGUGUGCUCAGGGGCAAGUACAGGAGCCCGUACUUCCGCAUCCUGCAUCGCUACAAGGUGUACAUGUACCGCUCAGCGCUCAUUCUCGGCGCCACAGUUGCGGCAGCGGAUCUCAUCAACGAAAUUGUCGCCUUCGAGGGACGCCUUGCUGCUGCUGUGUCAACUUCAAUGUCCAAUCCCACGAAGACCUUUCGGACCAUAUCCCUGGAGUCACUUGAGACGGCAUUACCAUUGGUGAAGUGGACAUUGUUCCUCAACAACAUCCUGAAGGACACGCAGCUCACCCUAGAUAUGAAUGACAAAGUGGUGGUGACCAACCAAGAGUAUUUGCGAAGAAUGUCCCUCAUCCUUAAGGAAGAGCCGCCAUACGUGGUGGUAAACUACAUCGCAUGGCGCGUCGUACAGCUUUUGGGGCCACUGUCCAUUGAUCGGCUGAGGCACGCUAAAUUUCGCUUCGACCGGUAUCGCUACUCGCUCUUCCAGAUACAGCAGCUCUCACGGCAGUGCUUUGACCUCACCUUCAGGUACAUGCGCUUUGCCGUGGGGCGCAUCCUCUACGACCGCGACACGCAGCGCCCCUUGGAACGACAUGCCAAGUUGCAAGAGAUGGCGGACGACGUGAAGGACGCCUUUGCUAUCCUCCUCGAUCUCGUCGACUGGAUGAGCGCUGCCAACAAGAAGGCCGCCAUCUACAAGCUUCGAGAAAUGAAGGUCAACGCUGGUUUUCCGCUGUGGAUCCGGAGUGACACGGAGCUCAACGAAUAUUACUCGUCGAUACCAGACCUCAGGAAAGAGGAGUUCUUUGUGUCAGCCCUCCACGUCAUCAAGGCAUACGUGGUCAGCGAGCUUCGGAAGCUCAAGUUCAUUGGUUACAGGAACGAUUUCGGAUGGGUUCCACUGCAACCACAAGCGGACCCGACAUAUCAGUAUCUGGGCAACUUUAUCAUGCUGCCGGAAGUCUACCUUCACGACCCUUUCUUUAGACUGACGGCGAGCCCGUCUGUAAACUUCGGAGCACUGGGAACGAUCUUGGGACAUUACAUGACCCUCGGCUUGAGCGCUCACGGCGCCUACUACGAUUACAAGGGCAACCUCGACGAGUGGUGGACGCCAAAGAUGCGGCGCGGGUACGCGGCCGGUGCCGUGUGUUUCCGCAAUCAAGCCGACUGGUUUGUGAACCCGGCUACGGGCGAAGCGAUCAAUACUACCGUGAAUGAAGACGUGGUCGUUGCUGACAGCGCAGCAGUCAAGGAGGCAUUUAAGGCUUACCGGGUCUUCAUGACAAGGUACGAAGAGCUGUACAAGCUGAUCGUUAUCCAAGGCAUGGAAACGUACACCCAGGACCAGAUAUUUUUUGUCUCUUAUGCCAUGACAAUGUGCGAGAAAAGCCGUCGCCACGCUGUCUCCUACUACCUCUAUACGGCGCGCCAUAUUCCAAAUCACCUUAGAACGAAUAUUGCUCUGAUGAACUUCGACCGCUUUGCCAUUGCGUUCAACUGCCCUGUUGGAUCGCCCAUGAAUCCGGAUGCCAAGUGCGACGUGUAUUGAAAUCUGUGGUACCGCAGCCGGAAGUUGCACGUUUCUGGCAAAGGCAUUCUCUGUGCCAGAUAUUCUUCCUUUGCUUCAUUGAAUUACUGCAAUUAAAACGGUAAAAAUCA